AUGCAGAUGAUCCCUGGGGCUGUCGAAGUGGUUGGCUGCAUUGGCUUUGCUUACUUGUACAAAUACUAUCCCAACAGACUAUUCUGGGCCACCUCAACAUCGAUGGUCGUCAUUGCGGCUCUAUGCAUGUUGGCUUUCGCUGAGAAUUUGAAUGCUCAAUUGGCAGGUUAUUCUCUCUUCUACUUGUGUCCCCUAGUGAUGAUUUGCGGCUUAUCGUCCUGUGCUUCUAAUGUGGCUGGCCACACUAAGAAGGUCACAGUCAAUGCUAUCUUUUUGAUUGGAUACUGCGUUGGUAAUUUGAUCGGCCCACAGACUUUCAUGGAUAAGCAAGCGCCUGAAUACAACGGUGCCAAGAUCGCCAUGGUGGUCUCUGGUUGCGCAGCAACUGUAAUCAUGAUUGUAAUUUGGAUUAUUAUGGCUGCUGAAAACAAAAGAAGAGAUGCUCGUGCCGCUGACUACCUGGAGUUCGAGCACAUCGAAAACCACGAGUUUGCUGACUUGACUGAUAUGGAGAACCCUCUCUUCAGGUACACCAUUUAG
This is a messenger RNA of Candidozyma auris, 540 nucleotides long. RefSeq lists its product as uncharacterized. Gene Ontology annotation, cellular component: plasma membrane. Gene Ontology annotation, molecular function: dipeptide transmembrane transporter activity; allantoate transmembrane transporter activity. Gene Ontology annotation, biological process: dipeptide transport; tripeptide transport; allantoate transport. Lineage: Eukaryota; Fungi; Ascomycota; Pichiomycetes; Serinales; Metschnikowiaceae. The transcript has a single exon. The record is from RefSeq and is a predicted model, not a curated record. The coding region runs from base 1 to 540 and encodes 179 amino acids.